AGUAUCUGAGUUUUGGAAGUUCAUCUCCUUCCCCCACUUUCUUCGUUUGGCUUUUGUUUAUUUAUGGCGAAAACCGCAACCUGAUUCAAACGUGGCGCUUAGGGUUCUGAUUUUGGAUUUUCCGUUAAUGGCUGAGCCCAGACGAAACGACCUCGGAAUUCCUUCUGGCUUGAAUCGGAUCAAAACUCGUCCGGUUUCUACUAAAUCGGAGGAGUCGAACGAGUCAAGCAGUUCAAAACCUCCUUUGAAGCAGCAGAACCAGAAAACCGUUCCUCCAGGACAUGGAAAGAUGCUUGGUUUAUCCAAGGAAGUGGAGCGUAAAGGAAACAAGAUAUCUCGGUGGUUCACCUCAUAUAUUUCAAAGAAUUCCAAUGAUGUUUCCAGUGUUGAGAAUGGUAGCUCCGAAGUUAAGAUGCAUGAGAAAGAGGAAACAACAAGAAUUAAAGUUGGCAGCAAUGGCAAUCUGCAGAAUGGAAAGCAAUCUUCAGCAGAUGUUGUAAGUGGUGGCAAAGCUUCAAAAACUCUGAAGAGUUUUUCACAUGAAUUAGGACCUAAGGGUGGAAUUCAAUCUGCCCAUCCUCGGGUCCAUAGUUAUGGUGAUUUGAAGGAGCUAUUGGGUUCAUUACAUUCAAGUUUUGAUGCUGCUAAAGAGGUGGUUAAUGCAGAGCUGUCUAGUUUUUGUAGGGAUGUUAUGGAUGUUAUGGGAGUCAUUGAGUCCUCAUCUCUGGAGGGUCACAAAAUGGCACAAGAUCUUCUGGUUCUUGCUCAACAAUGUAUUGAAAUGAUUUCUUCUCAGUUUCGUGCCAAGUGUGAAACAAUUGUACAAGAUCUGACUGAGAAAAGGCAAUGUUGUCAAACAGGAUUAGUGAAAUGGCUGUUUACACGAAUGCUUUUUAUUUUGACACGGUGCACAAGACUACUUCUGUUUCAAAAAGAGAAAGAACCAAUUGAUGAGAAAUCUCUUAAUAAAUUUAAGAAAUGUUUAGAAAGUGUUCCUGCUGUUGAAAGUAGCUGGGUGCCUAAUCGUGAAAUUUCCAAGUCUGGUUCAUCUAAUACUUUCUAUCAGAGGGCCAGUAGACCCAUAUUACAGGGAAAAAAUAAGGAAUCUUCUUUCCUAGAGCCAACCUGGCCAGCUGAACAGAUUGAUGCAACUUGUACAACAGAUUCCAUUAUUACCAGAGAAAAAUCACUUCCAAAUAGAUCCCAACUUGAUUCUGUAUCGCAGGAGCAACAAUUUCACCAAGCUGAUGGCAAUCUUAUUGGAAAGUCAGCCAAUAGUUCCACUUGUAGUUCUCUCCAUGAGCACAAACAAACUUUAGAUGCUUCACUUGUUGAGUCAGAACGUACUUUAGAUGAAUCUGGUUCAGUAAUCUGUAGGAUUUGUGAGGAAGCUGUUCCUAUUACUCAUUUAGAAUCCCAUUCUUAUAUAUGUGCAUAUGCAGAUAAGUGUGCUUUAAAUUGUAUAGAUGUAGAUGAGCGUCUAGUAAAGCUUGCAGAAAUACUGGAACAGAUAAUUGAGUCACGGAAUUUGAGUUCUCAGCCUUCCAUUGGAAGCCCUGAAAAUUUGAGAUUACAAAAUUCAAAUUCUACAGUUAUAUUAGAUGGUUAUUCUCCAAAGAUAAGUGAGUGGCGGAAUAAGGGUGUUGAAGGAAUGUUUGAAGAUAUACAUGAGAUGGACACUGCCUGUAUAGAUGAUUCUCAUCCAACCUCUAUUGACUUCAAGGUUCAUUUGGGAAUGAGGCUUGGGAACUAUGGUGCUUCAUCCUCAACUGGGAGCAUAACGUCAGUAUCCUCCAUGAAUACUCCAAAAGCAGGUCACUUCGAUUAUUUCUGGUUGGAACGUAACAAUCCAUCUGAACAAGAGGAUAUGCAACAGAUGAUUGACCUUGCAGAUAUAGCCCGUUGUGUGGCAAGUACUGAUCUUACAAAAGAAGGGUCUCAUGAAUUCUUGCUUGCCUGUAUGCAAGACUUGCUGGAUAUUUUACAACAUAGCAAGCUUAGAGCUCUAGUCAUUGACACUUUUGGAGGCAGAAUAGAAAAAUUACUGAGGGAAAAAUAUAUUCUCGCUUGUGAAGUGAUGGAUGUAAAAGGUUCAGCAAGUUAUAGCGAACAAAAGGAAAAUUGCAGACUUCUAUCUGAUAAUGCUUCUCAAAGUAGUACAAUGUCGACUGCUUUACACAGAGAGAGGACAAGCAUUGAUGACUUUGAGAUCCUCAAACCAAUUAGCAAAGGUGCAUUCGGUAAAGUCUUUCUUGCACGCAAACGAACAACAGGGGACUUAUUUGCAAUAAAGGUUCUCAAGAAAUUGGAUAUGAUACGCAAAAAUGAUAUUGAGCGUAUAUUGGCUGAGCGUUAUAUACUCAUAACAGUUCGUAACCCUUUUGUGGUCCGAUUCUUUUAUUCAUUCACUUGUAGAGAUAACCUUUAUUUGGUUAUGGAAUAUCUCAAUGGAGGUGAUCUUUACUCUUUACUAAGAAAAGUUGGUUGCCUUGAGGAAGAAGUCGCUCGUACAUAUAUAGCAGAACUGGUUCUUGCUUUGGAAUACCUCCAUUCGCUUGGAAUUGUACAUCGUGACUUGAAGCCAGAUAACAUACUAAUUGCACAUGAUGGACACAUCAAGCUUACAGACUUUGGGUUAUCAAAAAUUGGCCUCAUAAACAACACAAUUGAGUUAUCUGGGCCCAAGGUAAGUGGAGCUGGGUCAGCAGAUGCCAAUAAUCUACAGGCUCAACAAACAGAGGACAGAAGUCGACACUCAGCUGUUGGGACACCUGACUACCUGGCCCCUGAAAUUCUUCUUGGAACUGAGCAUGGUUAUGCAGCAGACUGGUGGUCCGUGGGAAUAAUCUUGUUUGAGUUUAUAACUGGAAUUCCACCUUUCACUGCUGAACGCCCAGAGCUUAUCUUUGACAACAUACUUAGCAGACAAAUUCCCUGGCCUUCAGUUCCUGAUGACAUGUCCUAUGAGGCUCAAGAUUUGAUUAACAGGUUUCUUAUCCAUGACCCAAAUGAGCGGCUGGGAGCAAAUGGAUCAGCAGAGGUUGUACUUCAUUCCCACUUCUUCUGACAGAAGUUAAAAGUUUCUGUCUCCGCAAAAUGAAAAUAUGAAGGAGGAACAUGGUAAAUAUUAAUUUGGUUUCUCUUACGAGAAUAAUCUUACAGGUAAAAGCACAUGCUUUCUUUGAGGGAGUUAACUGGGAUAGCCUUGCUAUGCAAAAGGCUGUUUUUGUUCCAAACCCUGACAGUGCAGAUGACACAAGCUAUUUCGUAUCACGCUUUAAUCAUAUUUCUGGAAUCCCAGAGGAUCAUAAUGGUAGUUAUUCCAAUAGUGAUGCUUGUACCUCAGACUCAAAUUCAGAAGUUGAGAAUGAUGGAUGUGGUGACCUGGCAGUUUUUGAUUCCUCCCCUCUUAAUCUCUCAUUGAUAAACUUCUCUUUCAAGAAUUUGUCUCAGUUGGCUUCAAUCAAUCACGAUGUGCUCUUACAAACUGGGAAGGAUUCAGCCAAGUGUUCCCCAUCGAGGGGUUUAGGGACUUAAGCUUAUUUUUAAUUUUAGUUUCAAAAGUACAUUAUAGGAAUCAUCUUUCAUGAUGAUUUUCUGUCCCAGCAACCUAGAAAAAUGAAAAUAAAAAGUUUUAGUUUAUUUUCCGUGUAAAUCAUAUUUUUCAGGAAUCCAUCUUCUGAUGUAAAUGAGCUAGAAAAGGGAAAGAAAAUCUGUGACAUGGAAACACUCGAGUUAUAGUAUUAUCCUUCUAAAGAAAUGAAAGGAUUUUUGUCAU
Molecule: messenger RNA, 3778 nt
Organism: Rubroshorea leprosula
Lineage: Eukaryota; Viridiplantae; Streptophyta; Magnoliopsida; Malvales; Dipterocarpaceae
Source: the annotation of a GenBank genome assembly